CCGACCUUUUUGUCUCACGGUUGGCAUUUACCGUGAGAUUCUCUUCUGAACGGCUGACACAGGAUCCACACUAACAAAGGACGACAUGGCAGAAGCAGUUUUCAAGAAGUAUGACGUCAACGGUGACGGCAAAAUGAGUAACGCAGAGCUGGUUGGAGCGCUGAAGGAGUUGAAGGUGACAGCCAGUGAUGAUCUGGUGAAGGCGAUCAUAGCCCGGUACGACAAGCCUCCCCAAAACGGGUUUCUGGAGCUGGCUGAGUUCACAGCGCUGGUUACCGACCUCACGGCCAUCACAGCUACUAAAAGGGAAGAAGUCCUGGAUACCUUUACUCAGUUUGACAAGGAUAAAAGUGGCUUCAUCGAGACUGGCGAGUUGAAAGAGGUCAUGAAAGCCCUGGGGAUGGGCGAGGCCGAUGACGCCACGGUCCAGGCCAUGAUCAACAUUGCCGACACCAACAAUGACGGCAAGGUCAGCAUCGCCGAGUUCGCCAAAAUCUUAGGCCAUGCAGCUGAGUAGGCCUAUGUACAACACACGGAGAAAUGUGUCAAGUAGUUUCUCCCUGGCCACCGUGCAUGGCCCAUAAUACAUGAUACCGCUGUAGUUUUUUUCAAAAUAUUCUAGACAACUAGUUUUUGCUUUGUGGACAACAAUCUCCCUUUGGUAUAAAAUGCGGAAAUAGAUUUUACCUUUACAUAUGGGUGCAUUACCGUGGUAUAAUAUAUAAAACAUAAUACAUUACAAAGGAAACUUAAAAGGAAUAUGCACAUCAAAUAUCACAGAUUUGAUAUCUUAACCUUUGAUAACAGAUUUUUCUGGAGUUCAUAAGGAGCGAAUAAAUCUGUCAGUUUGCUAAUAAAGAAAAUUAUCAUAAAACGAUUUGACCACCCAAUACUUAACAAUGCAAUCAUUAACUAAACUACAAUUUGUUGUGAGCUUCGUCUUCUUGUUUUGGUGUCUUUCUUUUGAGUCCUUACUUGUGCAAAAUAAAAAG
This is a messenger RNA of Branchiostoma belcheri (Belcher's lancelet), 992 nucleotides long. RefSeq names its product probable calcium-binding protein CML10. Gene Ontology annotation, molecular function: enzyme regulator activity; calcium ion binding. Lineage: Eukaryota; Metazoa; Chordata; Leptocardii; Amphioxiformes; Branchiostomatidae. The record is from RefSeq and is a predicted model, not a curated record. The transcript has 4 exons. The coding region runs from base 86 to 517 and encodes 143 amino acids.